GCAGUAGUCCGAGUGAGCAGCCGCACAGCGCCCGACUUCGUCAUGCUGAGCUUCUUUGAUGGCUUGGGGACGGCCUUCCUAGUAUGUGACAACUAUUGCAAGGAGCACAACCUGCAGUGGUCGGGGGCAUCAUGGGAGAUCGACAGGGACUUAGAGAGUUUGGUGGCCGAGCACUUCCCGCAAGUGACGCCCCGCGGAGACUUCGAGCAAGAGGACGCAGCGACCCUCCAGAAGCUUGUUGAUGAGCUCGACCCGGCCGGUCGCGCCCGCAUAGUGAUAGCGGGAGGACCGCCUUGUCACGAUUUUUCCAGGAUCCGGCAGGACGCUCCUGGUCACGCCGGACAAGAGGGCUCGAAAUUCACACGCUUCGCCCAGCUCAUCCAGUCCGCAGAGAAGUCAUGGGGCCGCAGCCGAGCCAUCUUGCUCGCCGUGGAAAAUGUGAUUCCCCAAAAUAGGGCGGAUAUGAGGAAGGUGGAACGCAUGCUGGACGCCCCCGCGGUGGUACAUGAUGCUUCAGAUUUUGGGACGAUUUCCCGUCCCAGGGUCUGGUGGUGUCGCGUACCCUGGCAGGAGAUCGCGCACCGCAAGGAUUGUCCCUUCAAUCUUCGAUGGACCACCAUGCAGGGGAUCCCGCGCGUGCACUUCGACGUGGACAAGAACACGCUGGACCAAAGGGGGCGACAAAGGACAGGGACUGCUGGCGCCGCAACGACGACAACCGCUACCGUGCCAACGACCAGAAGUACUGGAAGUCUUGGCAACAAGGCGACGGGCAACACCGUGACCAUCGUGAUCACCGCCGACGGCUUCAUCCUACCACGAUGCCUGACCGAGGAGGCCAAGCCCGUGCCGUGCUUGACCACACCUUCCGACGACCCGCAAGGACGCCCAGCACCGCGGAGCUCCAAAGGCAAGAUCAGCUCGGAGGCAACGCAACGCUGGCUCGCCGACAAGAGGCGCUACGCUCCGUGGCACUACGAGUCAGGCGUCAUGAUGAUGGAUCGCGACCAGCGCUUGGUGCUUCCUCCUGCCAACGUCAAGGAGCAAUGGCACCACUUACCCAAAGGAUGGUCCGCGUCGCUCCCCGACCACGCCCGCCACAAAGCCAUAGCAAAUGGCUGGCACGCGGGCGCAGCAAGAGUGAUGUUCAUCAUGGCAGUGUUCGCAGCCACGCCGCCAACGCCAGCAGCAGAACUCAACCCCCUCGGGGGCACGCCUCUGGACGUCACAGCCGCGCUAUGGCUAUGUGACUACGACGAGUUUGACCUCUCGUACUUGGAGGACCCCGACGAGCACUGGCGACAGUCACGCGUCAUGCCUCAUCCGGAUGCAAGGGAUGCCUCGAUCGAGCCCGGAUUGAGGCAAUGGCUCCAAGUGUGGUCACGCAUGCGGCCACACCUCACAGAGCUUCGCGACGCCGUGGCCCAGCAGAUCGAGGACCUCGUAGACGACCUGCAGGAGGAGACCGAAGCCUGGUACUCGAGCCUCGCGCCGCACGUUCAGAAGGCCUACCGCAGAGAGACUCGCACGUGCUCUUUGCAGCUCCCAGCUCUGGAAAAAGUGUGCAACCUCUUCGGAUGGCAGGACAGGGCUAUCUUUAAGGAGCUAACGCACGGGUUUCGACUUCUAGGACCUCUCGCACCCGGAUUGGGUUGGAAAACACGCAAUGACUUUCGCUACGCCGACCCCAUGCCGCUCGACGAGUUCCUGCAGAAGAACGAGCUCUACGUCCAGGACAAGCUUCGCCGUUGUCGAGUCGACCCGUGCUGGGAGGCCAUGGCCCAGGAGAUCGCCGGUGACGUCACCAAGGGACGCAUGGAAGGGCCCUUUAGCAGCCCGGAAUCGUGGCCGAAACAGGCGGUUCCCUUGACGGCGUUCUCUCACACCAGCAAGCUGGCACAGGGGCCCAAAGCCCACAAGCCCACCUGUUUCGCCUUCGCUGUGCACCAGGUGGGCUCCGACGGCAAGCCCAAAGUGAGGAGGGCAGAGGACUGGAGACGCUCCUUCGCCAACGCCACGGUCGGUGCGAAGGACAGCCCAACCUACCACGACAUUUCGGCAUACGUUCAGCUUGCGGUCGCCGUCAAGCAGAAGCACUCGAACGCGCAGCUACUCAUAUGGGGCCUGGACCAUGAGGCCGCUUAUCGCCAACUGGCGGCAGAAGACCCCGACCACACUUGGGUCAUAUUGCCAACGCCACAUGGCAUUACCCUUUGGCGGCACACGGUGCUCAUGUUUGGGUCCGUGGCCUCCGUAUGGGCUUACUGUCGCAUCGCGGAUCUCAUGUCCUGGCUUUGUCGCGCAUGCUUACUCACGCCGGCAUUGCACUUCGUGGACGAUUUUGGGAGCUGCGAGGAUGCCGAGCUCGUCAUACAAGGCGUCGAGAUCUCGGUGUACGACGACUUUGUGAGGGUCAGUGGCACUGCUUCUCGCCGGCAACGCCUCGACGAGGACCUCGUGGGCAUCCUCACAGCCAACAGGACGCUCUACUUCGCACCGCAGCCCCGCUCGGUUGUGUACGCGGACGCCUUCUUCAACCUGUUCGACAAGGACUGGAAGCCUGGUGACGAGGACAUCCCCAACUGGGGACGAACACCGCCAGAGACCUUGCGGAAUGGAUGGGGAUUCGUGGUUACCAUCCAGGGCCGCACAGUGUAUGCGAAUGGCACAGUCUUACCGCUGAUCGCUCUGCAGCACGACCUCGACAAACAGAUCAUCAUGUUUGUCCACAAUGAGCCAGCUCGUCACGCGCUCUCCAAGGGCUUCGGCAAGGACGACUCCAUCAACUGCCUGUUGCAGCACACAUGGAGACACAUCGAGUCGUUGUCGCUUCGCCCCGCUUGGCAACGUGUGACCUCAGCGGCCAACGUCAGUGACGACGUCAGUCGAGGAGACCUUCGCCAAGCACAAGCAGCCGGCUGGACGAGACUAGAGCACGACUGGGACGCAGUUUUCGAAGGGCUACUGAUGGGCUCUGAACGGUUUAGGGCUACCGGUGUGCUUUAA
Symbiodinium necroappetens is the source of this 3006-nucleotide messenger RNA. The record is from the annotation of a GenBank genome assembly. Lineage: Eukaryota; Dinophyceae; Suessiales; Symbiodiniaceae.